Cynoglossus semilaevis (tongue sole) is the source of this 1690-nucleotide messenger RNA. RefSeq names its product NADH:ubiquinone oxidoreductase core subunit V1 (gene ndufv1). NCBI's taxonomy places the organism in Eukaryota, Metazoa, Chordata, Actinopteri, Pleuronectiformes, Cynoglossidae. Gene Ontology annotation, cellular component: respiratory chain complex I. Bases 111 to 1523 code for a protein of 470 amino acids. Gene Ontology annotation, molecular function: FMN binding; 4 iron, 4 sulfur cluster binding; NAD binding. The record is from RefSeq and is a predicted model, not a curated record. Gene Ontology annotation, biological process: mitochondrial electron transport, NADH to ubiquinone. The transcript has 11 exons.
UAAUGAGAAUACAUGGAUACAAACCGCCGUUAAAUAAAAAAUACAAUGAAGAGCCUUGUGCUCGGUUCCUUCCGGUGACUAUUUCAUAAGCUCCGGACUUAGCAGUAAGGAUGCUGUCCCUCUCUCGAGCUGUGGUCAGUGGGGUGACCAGAGCCCCAGCUGCCAUUAGUCAGGGGGGAGUGAGUGCAUUAACCAGAUUCAACAGCACAGGACAGACUCCUCCAAAAAAGACAACAUUUGGGCCUCUGGCAGAUGAGGACAGAAUUUUCACAAAUCUUUAUGGUCGCCAUGACUGGGGGCUGAAGGGGGCUCAGAAGCGUGGGGACUGGUACAAAACUAAAGAGAUUCUUCUGAAAGGAGUCGACUGGAUCCUCAAUGAGAUCAAAACCUCUGGCCUACGUGGGAGAGGUGGAGCUGGUUUCCCCACAGGCAUGAAGUGGAGCUUCAUGAACAAACCCAGUGAUGGCAGACCAAAGUAUUUGGUGGUGAAUGCAGACGAGGGUGAACCUGGCACCUGUAAGGACAGAGAGAUCAUGAGGCACGACCCGCACAAGCUAGUAGAAGGUUGCCUUAUUGCUGGCAGGGCCAUGGGAGCGCGUGCUGCUUACAUUUACAUCAGAGGAGAAUUUUACAAUGAGGCCUCCAACCUGCAGGUUGCCAUUCAUGAGGCCUAUUCUGCUGGCCUGAUUGGAAAGAAUGCCUGUGGCUCUGGAUAUGACUUUGAUGUGUUUGUUGCCCGUGGUGCUGGUGCUUACAUCUGUGGAGAGGAAACUGCUCUUAUCGAGUCCCUGGAGGGGAAGCAAGGAAAACCCCGUCUGAAUUCCCCCUAUUUUACAGGAGUGUUCGGUUGCCCAACAACUGUUGCUAACGUAGAGACGGUAUCCGUGGCGCCCACCAUCUGUCGUCGUGGAGGCACGUGGUUUGCAGGCUUUGGCAGAGAAAGAAAUUCUGGCACAAAGCUCUUCAACAUCUCAGGUCACGUUAAUCACCCCUGUACUGUGGAGGAGGAGAUGUCCAUCCCUCUGAAAGACCUCAUAGAGAGGCAUGCAGGGGGAGUCCGUGGUGGAUGGGACAACCUGCUGGCUGUAAUACCCGGUGGCUCCUCAACACCCCUCAUUCCCAAAAGCGUGUGUGAAGAAGUACCGAUGGACUUUGACGGCCUGAUUCAGGCUCAGACUGGUCUUGGCACAGCAGCGCUCAUCGUCAUGGACAAAUCUACGGAUGUCAUCAGAGCUAUUGCUCGUCUGUUGGAAUUCUACAAACAUGAGAGCUGUGGCCAGUGUACCCCAUGCAGAGAGGGAGUGGACUGGAUGAACAAUAUGAUGUGGCGUUUUGUACGUGGUGAUGCACGGCCUGCAGAGAUUGACAUGAUUUGGGAGAUCAGUAAGCAGGUCGAGGGUCACACCAUCUGUGCCCUGGGAGAUGGUGCAGCCUGGCCAGUGCAGGGAUUGAUCAGACACUUCAGGCCUGUGAUGGAAAGCAGAAUUGCUGAGUUCCAGCAGCAGCAGCAGGCCAGGGCUUAGAACUAUGUCUCCUCUUAAAACCCUUUCUCUAUGUCAUACACCCAGAAUUGUAUACUUUUAUCUUGGAAAAAAUAUUUAAAUGUGCUGUUCACCUCACCAACAUGUGUUGAGACUGUCAUGUCUGAUGAAAUCAGCAAUAAAGUUCUAUGAACCUUAAAUUCCUCUCA